GCAAGGACACUCAAGUGUCCCUGGGACACAGCGGAUCACUGAUCAUUGUAAAGAGCGGAUGACAUCAGCUCUGUCAUGUGAUAAGCUGUGUCCAAUCACAGCUGAUCACAUUGGACAUCUACACUGAUGAUCACAGCCCUGAUGAUCAGUGUAGCCCCAUCAGUGUCAUCUGUCCGUGCCCAUCAAUGCCACAUACCAGUGCUCAUCAAUGCCACAUAUCAGUGCCUACCAGUGCACAUCAUAGCUACAUAUCAGUGCCCAUCAGAGCUGCCUUUCUGUGCUGCCUAUCAGUGCCAGUCAGUAUCGCCUAUCAGUGCCAGUCAGUGCUAUCAGUGCAUGUCAGUGCCACCUAACAGUUCCAAUCAGUGUCGCCUAUUAGUACCAGUCACUGUCACCUAUCAGUGCUGCCUAUCAGUGCCAUAUAUGAGUGCUGCCUUUCAG
This is a messenger RNA of Staurois parvus, 441 nucleotides long. NCBI's taxonomy places the organism in Eukaryota, Metazoa, Chordata, Amphibia, Anura, Ranidae. The record is from the annotation of a GenBank genome assembly.